Molecule: messenger RNA, 6510 nt
Organism: Prosopis cineraria
Lineage: Eukaryota; Viridiplantae; Streptophyta; Magnoliopsida; Fabales; Fabaceae
Product: DNA-directed RNA polymerase V subunit 1
Exons: 19
Coding region: 228-6257 (2009 amino acids)
Biological process (GO): DNA-templated transcription
Cellular component (GO): RNA polymerase II, core complex
Molecular function (GO): DNA binding
Source: RefSeq, a predicted model, not a curated record
ACCCAGCAUUGCCAAAUUUCAAUUUCGUCGAAACGGAAUUCUUUUCAUGCAAAGCGAAUUUUCUCUUCUUGCCACACUCUCGGUGCCACUGGACCCUCGUUCUCACUCCACCCACUCUUGGCCUUCGCUUCAUUCUGCGUCCGAGCCGCGCAGAGAGAGAAACCAGGGAAUCAGAUAUUUCCGUCCCUGCUCCUGGAACCUAAAAUUACUUUGGAACUCUGAAAUUGAUGGAGGAAGAUCCUUCUUCAACUAUUUUAGAUGCUGAAGUUGUCGGGAUCAGAUUUAGUCUGGCUACAUGUCAUGAAAUUUGUACAGCAUCCAUCAAUGACUCUUCAAUUAGCCAUGCUAGUCAGCUGUCAAAUCCAUUUCUUGGGUUACCCCUUGAAUUUGGAAGAUGUGAAUCUUGUGGAACUUCUGAAGCUGGAAAAUGUGAAGGUCACUUUGGAUAUAUUAAGCUACCAGUUCCAAUAUACCAUCCAAGUCAUAUUAGUGAAUUGAAGAAGAUGCUGAGCUUGUUGUGCUUAAACUGCUUGAAAAUGAAAACAUACAAGAAUCCAGUGGCAAGCAAUGGUUUAGCGCAGAAGUUUUUGGCAAAAUGUUGUGGGAAUCCUAAUGCUUCACAAGUUACUAUUCGGGAGGUUAAAACAACAGACGGUGCUUGUUACUUGGAAUUGAAGGUGUCUAAGUCAAAAAUGUGUCCUGGCUUUUGGGGAUUUUUGGAAAAAUAUGGCUAUCGCUAUGAAAGCAACAAUACUCGAGCUUUGCUUCCUUAUGAGGUCAUGGAAAUUAUCAAAAGAAUACCUCCAGAGACCAGAAAAAAACUUGUUGGAAAAGGCUAUUUCCCCCAAGAAGGAUAUGUCUUGAAGUAUCUUCCAGUACCCCCAAACUGUUUGUCUGUGCCAGAAGUUUCAGAUGGUAUGAGUGUCCUAUCUUCGGAUCCUUCCAUGACAGUGCUAAGAAAAAUGCUUAGGAAGGCAGAAAUUAUAACGAAUUCGAGAUCUGGCAAUCCGAACUUUGAGUCUCAUCAAGUGGAAGCAGCUGACUUGCAGUCAAUUGUUUCUCAGUAUCUUCAAGUUAGGGGUACUUCUAAGGCAGCACGUGAUAUUGAGACACAUUACGGGGUCAAUAAAGAACUCAAUGAAUCUACAACAAAAGCAUGGAUGGAGAAGAUGAGAACUUUGUUCAUCAGAAAGGGUUCUGGAUUUUCUUCAAGGAGUGUGAUAACUGGGGAAUCUUACAAAAAGAUAAGUGAAAUUGGAAUUCCCCUUGAAGUUGCCCAAAGGAUAACAUUUGAGGAAAGGGUUAACUCUCAUAACAUAAAUUAUUUACAGGAACUGGUGGAUCAAAAUUUGUGUCUAACCUACAGAGAAGGCUUGUCAACCUAUUCGCUUAGGGAGAGUUCAAAGGGGCAUAUAUAUCUUAAACCUGGUCAGAUAGUUCAUCGAAGGAUAAUGGAUGGUGAUAUUGUCUUUAUUAACAGGCCCCCUACGACACACAAGCACUCACUUCAAGCGCUUUCAGUAUAUAUCCAUGAUGACCACACUGUGAAGAUAAAUCCCCUUAUUUGUGGACCUCUGGGUGCUGAUUUUGAUGGUGACUGUAUACACUUGUUUUAUCCUCAGUCAUUGGCUGCCAAAGCAGAGGUCUUGGAGCUUUUCUCUCUGGAAAAACAGCUGCUCAGUUCUCACAGUGGAAAUCUUAAUUUGCAGCUUACUAGUGAUUCACUAUUGUCACUGAAAAUGUUGUUUAAGAGAUACUUUUUGGCUAAAAUGGAAACUCAUCAGUUAGCCAUGUUCAUCUCACCAUCAUUGCCAAAACCUGCUCUUGUAAAAGCCUAUUCUGAAGGUCCUUAUUGGACUGCUGUGCAAAUGUUGCAAUCUGUGCUGCCAUCUAGUUUUGACUGCACUGGGGACAAGUACUUGAUUUCUCAAAGCGAAAUCUUGAGGUUUGAUUUUAGUAGAGAUAUUCUUUCUACAAUGAUAAAUGAAAUUGCAGCCUCAAUUUUCUUUGGAAAGGGUCCUGGGGAGGUAAUGAGAUUCUUCAAUGUUUUACAACCAUUUUUGAUGGAAAGUUUAUUUGUGGAAGGGUUUAGUGUUAGUUUGAAAGACUUUUUCAUGUAUGGGGAAGCCAUGAGAAGCAUUAAAAGGAGCAUUGGUACACAAGACAUUUUGCUGAAACAAUUAAGGUCAAUUUACAAUGAAUUGGUGCAACAGCAAUUGGAGAAGUAUAUUCAAGAUGUGAAGCAACCAAUUAUUAAUUUUAUUUUGAAGUCAGGUCUUGGUGAUUUGAUUGACUCAAAGAGUGAGUCUGCUAUUGAUAAGUUGGUUCAGCAGAUUGGAUUCUUAGGCAUGCAGCUUUCAGAUAGGGGGAAAUUUUAUUCAAAGACAUUGGUUGAGGACGUGGCCUCACAUUUCAAUGGUAAAUAUUAUGAUAGGAUUGAUUAUCCCUCUGCAGAGUUUGGAUUACUCAAGGGAUGCUUUCUGCAUGGCUUAGACCCAUAUGAAGAGAUGGUGCAUUCUAUCUCAACUAGAGAGAUACUUGUGCGCUCUUCUAGAGGGCUAUCUGAACCAGGAACAUUGUUUAAGAAUUUGAUGGCCAUCCUCCGGGAUGUUGUUAUUUGCUAUGAUGGCACUGUGAGAAAUGUUUGUAGCAAUUCUGUCAUUCAAUUUGAAUAUGGAGUAAAAGCUGGAGAUAAGUCCCAACUUUUAUUCCCUCCUGGCGAGCCAGUAGGUGUCUUAGCUGCAACUGCCAUGUCAAAUCCUGCUUACAAGGCAGUCCUUGAUGCUAGUCCUAACAGUAACUCUUCGUGGGAAUUGAUGAAGGAAAUAUUGGUUUGCAAGGUAAGUUUUAAGAAUGAGCCAAUUGAUCGGCGUGUAAUUUUGUACUUGAAUGAUUGUGGUUGUGGAAAGUUGUAUUGCCGAGAAAAUGCAGCUUAUCUGGUUAAAAAUCAAUUGAGAAAAGUCAGUCUUAAAGAGGUGGCAGAUGAGGUUGUGAUUGAAUACCAAAGUCAGAGAACUUGCAACGAGAGUCCUGAGACUGAUGCAGGCCUUGUUGGUCAUAUUUUUCUCAAUAAGAUGAUGUUGGAGGAGAAGAAGAUCAAUAUGGCUGAGGUGGUCCAAAGAUGCCAAGAAACUCUCAAGCCAUAUUAUAAGAAGAAGAAACUUGGUCAUAUUUUUAAGAAGACAGAACUAUUUUUCAGCAGUGAGUCUUCUGCACCAUGCGUGUCAUUUAUUUGGCGAGAUGGAGAUGCUAUUGAUGAUUUAGAGAAAACUGUGUACAUUUUGGCUGAGGUUAUUUGCCCUGUUCUUUUAGAAACAAUAAUCAAAGGAGAUGCCUGCAUUAGCUCCGCAAGCAUUAUCUGGGUUAAUUCGGAUUCAAAUAUGUGGGUGCAUAACCCCAGCAAAUCUCCAAAAGGCGAACUGGCAUUGGACAUCAUUCUUGAGAAGAAGGCUGUAAAGCAAAAUGGUGAUGCAUGGAGGAUUGUACUUGACUCAUGCCUUCCUGUCCUUCAUUUAAUUGAUACCACACGUUCGAUUCCAUAUGCAAUUAAGCAAGUUGAGGAAUUGUUGGGGAUUUCAUGUGUUUUUGAUCAAGUGAUUCGGCGUCUUGCAUUAUCUGUAAAAAUGGUUGCAAAAGGUGUUCUCAGGGAGCAUCUGCUUCUCUUGGCAAGUAGCAUGACCUGUGGUGGGAGUUUAGUUGGAUUCAACACAGGCGGCUACAAGGCUCUGGGUAAACAGUUAAAGAUUCAAAUUCCAUUUACUGAUGCAACACUAUUUACACCUAAAAAAUGUUUUGAGCGGGCUGCUGAGAAAUGUCACACAGAUGCCUUAUCAAGCAUUGUUGCAUCCUGUUCCUGGGGUAAACGUGUAGCUGUUGGCACAGGAUCUAGAUUUGAAGUCCUAUGGGAUGCAAAAGAGGUAAAAUCUAAUGAUAUUGGUUUGGAUGUAUACAACUUUUUGCAUAUGAUGAGAAGUACUGCACAAGAUGAAGUAAACAAUAACGGAUGUUUGGGAGAGGAUGUUGAUGAUAUGUUUGUGGAGGAUUGGGAAUUGUCACCAGAGCAUGCCUCUGGUACAGAUGCCGUGUUUGAAACGUAUGAGGGUGGGUCUGAAAGACCACAAGAGGAUUCUUGGAGCGCUGGUAAGUGGGGAGAAAAACCAAAUGAUGAUGAUCCUGCAGCAAGGAAGACAAAUGGUUGGUCAUCUUGGACAAAAAGUAAACCCGAAACAGGAGAUGUUGGAUCGGAUAGAGCAGAAGAUGAUUCUUGGAACUCUAGUAAGUGGACAGAGAAACCAAAUAAUGAUGAUUCUGUGACAAGAAAGUCUGGUGGCUGGUCAUCUUGGAUGAAAAAUAAACCAGAAACAGGAGGCAUUGGUUCUGAAAGAGCAGAAGAUUCUGGGAGCUUUGGUAAGUUGACUGCAAAACCUAAUGAUGAUGAUUCCACAGUAGUAAAGUCAAGUGGUUGGUCUUCUCGGGCUAAAAAUAAACCUGAAACAGGAAAUAUUGGUUGUGAAAGGGCAGAAGAUGAUUCUUUGAGCUUUGGUAACUGGACAGCAAAACAAGAUGAUGAUUCUACAGUUAAGUCAAGUGGUUGGUUGACUGGGGCCAAAAAUAAACCUGAAACAGGUUCUAAAAGAGUGAAUGAUGAUUCUUGGAGCUCUGGCAAGCAGGAAGCAAAGCUAAAUGAUGACUCUACAGUAAGAAAGCCAGGUGGUUGGUCAUCUUGGACAGAAAAUAUACCUGAAAAAGGAGACAUUGGUUCUGGAAAAGCAGAUGAUUCUUGGGGCUUUGGUAAGCAGACUGCAAAGUCAAAUGAUGAUGAUUCUACAUUAAGGAAGACGAGUGGUUGGUCAUCUUGGACAAACAAACCAGAAGCAGGAGACAUUGGCUCUCUCGAAAAAGCAGAAAAUGACUCUUGGAACUCUGGUAAAUGGAAAGCAAAACCAAGUCAUGAAGAUUCUAUAGCAGGAAAGUCUAGCAGUUGGUCAUCUGGGACUAAAAAUAAACCUGAAACAGGAGACAUUGGUCCUCCUGAAAGAGCAGAAGAUGACUCUUGGAACUCUAGUAAAUGGAAAGCAAAACCAAGUCAUGAUGAUUCUAUAGCAGGAAAGUCAGGUGGUUGGUCAUCUGGGACAAAAAAUAAACCUGAAACAGUAGAUAUCGGUUCUGAAAGGGUAGAAAAUGAUUCUUGGAGCUCUGGUAAGUGGUCAGCAAAGCCAAAAGAUGAUGAUUCUACAGUAACAAAGUCAAGUGACUGGUCAUCUUGGUCAAAAAAUAAAUCUGAAACUAGAGUCAUUGGUUCUGAAAGGGCAGAAGAUGAUUCUCGGAGCUCUGAUAAGUGGACAGCGAAGCCAAAUGAUGAUGAUUCUACAGUAAACAAGUCAAGUGGAUGGUCAUCUUGGACAAAAAGUAAACCCGAAGCAGGAGACAUUGGUUCUGAAAGAGCAAAAGAUGAUUCUUGGGGCAAGAAUGAUGGCCAUGCUUCACUUGACCAAGAUAACAAUUGCUCUUGGGGAAGAUCCAAGUCCCCAUCAAGCCAGGGUUGGGGUGGAAGUUCUCGUGGAUGGGAUUCCCAAAAUGCUACAGCUAACGAUAGUGACAGAGAUCAAUGGGGAAAGCAGAGUAGGGAAUUGUUCAAGAAAAAUCCUUCUGAUGGGUCACAAGGUUGGGGUUCCCAUGCUGGAGAACGGAAAAACAGGACUCGCCCUCCCAGAACACCCGGGGCAAAUCGUGAGACCAAUGUAGGUGGACUAUAUACGGCAACCAGACAGAGAUUGGAUAUGUUCACUUCUGAGGAACAGGAUAUUCUCAAAGAUAUUGAACCAAUCAUGCAGAACAUUAGACGGAUAAUGCAACAAACUGGGUACAAUGAUGGGGACCCUCUAGCAGCUGAUGAUCAAACUUUUGUGAUUGAGAAUGUCUUUGAACACCAUCCAGAUAAAGCAGCCAAAAUGGGUGCAGGGAUUGAUCAUGUGAUGGAUCUCUCAUCGGGGAGGAUGAUUGGCAAUGCUGAGGAGUGUGAUGGGCUCUACUACUUUGAUGAAUCAACCGUUAGCAGGCACAGCAAUUUCCAAGACAGCAGGUGCUUCUAUUUGGUACUGAAAGAUGGUCAGAAGCAAGAUUUUUCAUACCGGAAGUGUCUGGAUAACUUUUUGAAGACAAAAUACCCGGAGUUGGCUGAAGAAUUUGUUGGCAAAUAUUUCAGAAAAAGGAGGGAACAACAGAACCCAGCUCCAACAAACGAUGAAAAAGCCUAGUAAUAUUCUGUUGUCGUCAGGAUCAAUUUGUACAUAUGACACUUCAUUCAUGACAUACUGAUGUGAAACGCACAGUUGAGGCAGCAAUGGUAGCUUGGUUUGACCCUUUUUCAGGAAACGUGUGGUUUCAUGAAGUUUUCUGACCCUUAGGUUGGUUUGACCCUUGUGGGACACGUUUGGUUGACUGUCUCAACUGUUUUAUGUGUUGAUACUGUUAUGUAAAUGGUAGCUUCAUUCUCUUCAGAAAACUCUA